Messenger RNA from Loxodonta africana (African savanna elephant), 15046 nucleotides. RefSeq names its product CAP-Gly domain containing linker protein 1 (gene CLIP1). The transcript has 25 exons. Gene Ontology annotation, molecular function: microtubule plus-end binding. NCBI's taxonomy places the organism in Eukaryota, Metazoa, Chordata, Mammalia, Proboscidea, Elephantidae. Gene Ontology annotation, cellular component: nucleus; cell cortex; microtubule plus-end. Bases 7118 to 13564 code for a protein of 2148 amino acids. The record is from RefSeq and is a predicted model, not a curated record. Gene Ontology annotation, biological process: cytoplasmic microtubule organization; positive regulation of microtubule polymerization.
GCGGGUUAUUGUAUGAUAUUCUCAAACCAACACUUAACUUUGAUAGACUGAUUUUGAUAAAUUGCCCUGUAAGUGUUCUACCAGUUAGAAAUCAGAGGUAAAAUUCCCUUGUAGCAUUGUUUCAAUUAAGGAGCCGGUUAAUUUUCUGGCCCUUCCUGGCUGGUGUCAGUCCUUUGGUGUCUAAAUGGGCUUUUCACAUUGAUCUUUUGAGCAAAUAGCAACUACGUUAUUUACUUAUGUUUCAUCUUUUGUACUUUCUCCUUGCAAGAUGUAGGCAGUUUCCUUUUUUUUUUUUAAUCUUGCGUUGAUUUUAAAGCUGUUUGUGUCAGGCCUAUUUAAAAAAGUCACACUGCAGUGUGUAUGAAACAUACAUAAAUAUAUAUGUAGAUAAAUAUCAGUGAAAAUAGAUCUAGUGGUCCUCUGAUCCAGUAAGGCACCACGAGCUUAAAAAAGACCUAGAAUCAUGACUCCUGGAUUCUUGAAAAACUUUUUGGACUAGGUAUUAUGGAUUGAAUUGUGCCACCCAAAAAUAGUAUUGUAAACUCAAACCCUUAUACCUGUGGUUAUUAUUCCAUUUGGGAAUGGGUUUUCUUUGUUAUGUUUAUGAGACAGUACCAGUUUAGGGUGUAUCUUAAAUCAGUCUCUUUUGAGAUAUGAAAGAGAGUAAGCAAGAAAUUAAGCAGAGCUGGGGGAAGAUAGAUGCCACGCCACAUGAAGAUCACCAAGGAGCCAAGGAACAGGGACCCAACCCCCCGCCCAGAGCUGACAGAGAGAGAAAUCCUUCCCCUAGAGUCAGAGCCAUGAAUUUGAACUUCUAGCCUCCUAAACUGUGAGAAAAUUAGUUUGUUAAAGCCACCCACUUGUGGUAUUCUGUUAUAAUAGUACUAGAUAACUGAGACACUAGGAUACUUAUGAAAUCGGGGUGAUGACAGCGACAGAAUCUGUAGAGAUGCGUUAGAACACUUGGUGGGGUUAUUCAGGGGCUGAAAGUCUUUGAAGGAUUAUUGAUGCUUAUGAAUACUCCUAAUGACGGAAUGAUAAAAGGGAUAGGUUGCAUGACUUUAAUAUUCAAUAAACAUUUAAGAAGGAGCCCUGCUGGUGCAGUGGUUAAGCACUUGGCUGCUAACCAAAAAGUCAGCAGUUCAAACCAACUGUCCUUUCUACGGGGGAAAGAUGUAGCUGCCUGCUUCUGCAAAGAUUAAAAAGCAAAUGAACCUACCCAUUGCUGUGGAGUCAAUCCUGAUUCAUAGCGACGACCCUGUAAAUAUUAUACUCUUGGAAACUCUGUGGGGCAGUUCUGCCCUGCCCUGUAGGGUCACUAUAGUUGGGAUCACCUGGAUGACAAAGCGUUUGGUUUUAAUGGGAAGCAUUUAAGUAAUCUACAUAUGAAAGAGACACCAGUUGGAAACGAACAAGGAGCUUUCCCUUUUUGCGAGUGGAGACAGUGAGGACCAUGUAUUGAAGGAUAGCUAUGAGUGCUAUGGGGCAGUUCUACUCGGACAUACAGGGUUGCUAUGAAUCGGAAUCGACUCGACGGCAGUGGACUUUUGGUAUGAGUGCUCUUAUCCUGGCACGUAACUCUGUAGAGUUAGUAUAAGUAAGUCCUGUAAAAAGAAGGUAAUUUAUUCUAAUACACUUGUUAGAGAUAUGGAGCUAAAUGGAAGUGUUGACAAGCGGCACUGUAGUUAAGUUGGUAAUUUUUACUUUUUAAUUCCACCUGCAUCUUCCAUGUCUUCUUUUCCCUUUAAUUUAUUAUUUUGCAAUGUACUCUAUAGUAAUUAUUGAAAUGUAUAAACUUAGCAGUACACAAAUAAAAAUUGUUACCAGCCCAGUCUUCAUCUUCAGCUUGUGGAUUAACUGCAAGUUUGUCAAAAGCAGUACAAAAAUAACUUGAAUGAGCUGAGAGAGAGGUAUAAGACAACUUUCAAUCCUUUUAAGGUCCUGUUUCUUCAGCCCAGUGGUCUUUGCAGAAUGCUGGUGACCUUCAACCUAGACUAAAAUGCUGCUUUUUCCACUUUAUUUGAAACAUUAAGUAGUGGUUUUCUUAAUUUCAUUUUUCACUUUAUAUAAGUGUUUGGAAACCCUGGUGCCAUGGUGGUUAAGUACUGUGGCUGCUAACCAAGAAGUCGGCAGUUCAAAUCCACCAGGCGCUUCUUGGAAACUCUAUGUGACAGUUCUACUCUGUCCUGUAGGGUUGCUACCAGUCGGAAUCGACUCGACGGGCAGUAGGCUUGGCUUUUGAUUUUUAUAAGUGUUUUUAGUUUGUUUGUUUUAAGUCUCAGGCCCCUGCUUCUGUAUAGUUAGAAAUUUUAGACCUUGUACUGUAUCUCAUUACUUUAUGGUAUUCCAUUAAGGAGACCACUAUUUCCAGAUGCCUUGGCUGUUGGAUAGAUUAGAGAAGCAAUGCUGCAUCCUUUCAGGCAUACGUGCCCCUUGGGAGGGCAGAGCUAGCUCUCUGAAAGGAGAUUCUGAUUCUGUCCCUUUCCACUUUGAUGGGGAAACUGUUAUCUUCCACUUCCCUGCAUAUGCUUAUUUUUGACCAGAAAAAAACAAAACCAAACCCACUGCCAUCCAGUUGAUUCCAACUCACAGCGACCCAAUAGGACAGAGUAGAACUGCGCCAUAGAGUUUCCAAGGAGUGCAAUGUGGGACAAUGAAGCGGUUCUGCUUUUUCUUACCUGGGUCUUACAUUUUAAAUUAUCACUACUAGACAGCAGCGGGCUGUCCUAAAUCAGAGAUAAUUUACUAGACUUAGGAAACAAAAAUGCAGGUAAGUAAAAAAUGAAAAACUAUACUAGAUGGCAGUUCACAACAAUAGACUGUAUCUAAAUCAAAGGCAGUUUACUAGUUUAGGGACCAACAACAGACUGUUUCUAAGUCAAAGGCAAUUUAGAGUUUGUUGUUGUUGUGAGCCUUCCAGUCCAACUCAUCGUGACCCUGUAGGGCAGAGUAGAACUGCCCCAUAAGGUUUCCAAGGCUGUAAAUCCUUACGGAAGCAGACUGCCUCAUCUUUCUCCCACGGAGCAGCUGGUGGGUUUGAACUGCCCACCUUUUGGUUAGAAGCCAAGCACUUUAACCUCUAUUCCACCAAGAGUCCUUUUACUAGAGUUCAGGGACCACAGUAUCAGAUAAGGGAGAAAUGAGUAAGCAAUGCUGCAGUCACAGUUACAUCCUUGACCUUUUCCUCCUGCAGUUUUCCUUCCGGGCCCCCGAGCCUAUCUUUUCCACCUGCUCUUCCCGCUCCAUCCCGUGACCCUGCGUCCCUAUCCUGAGAUCAGAAAGCAGCAUCCUGUGACCCUGCGUCCGUGUCCUGAGAACAGAAGGCAGCAGCUGACCGUGAUGCUGCUUCGCUAGACUGGUGCUCUGCUCCCCUUUUGUACUUGAAAUGCUGCCUCCUGCCGUUCUGGCCGUAUGUCUGUCAGCCGCUAACUCUUCUGGCUCCUUUGUUGUGUCUUGAAAUGCACUUUCUAAAUAUUUCAUCUGUAAUUCAAUCUCUCACCCGUGCUUUGAGCUCUGUGUAGGUGUGUUUCCAAACUCUCACUGUCGAACUGUCAGUUUGAGGGGGCAGUGCCUUGUGCCACAAGCAGGGCUUCUUUAUGCAUUUAUGCACUCCUGUUAAAUAGGUAUUUUAAGAUUCCUUCUUUUUCCUUUUAUUAUUCUAAGAGGAAUUAGUAAGUUUUAUAUUCAAGAGUUUAGAUUUCUCUGUCUUUCACUCACACGUGUUCUAAUAGAGUAGAAAAAAUGAGUGUUGCAUACCCAGCAGCAUUUGGGAUAUCUGACUGGCAGCUUUAUUAUCAGUGCCAAGAGGAGAGCUACUUUAUAUUCAGUCUUAAAGGUAAUGUCUAGACAGGCACUGUCCAGUACCGUAGCCACUAGCCACAUGUGGCUGUCGAGCACUUGAAAUGUAGUUAGUCCAAAUUGAGAUAUGCUAUAAAUAUAAAAUACACAAUGGAUUUCAAAAAUCUAGUAUUAAAAAAAGGUGAAAUAGCAUAAUAAUUUUUACAUUGAUUACAUUUUGAAAUAGUAUUUUGGAUAUAUUGGGUUAAAUAAAAUAUAUUACUGAAAUUAAAUCCACCUGUUUCUUUUAGAUUUUUAUAAUAUGAUAAUUGGAAAAUUCAAAAUUACGUUUGUCUCAUGUUAUAUUUCUGUUGAGCAGUGCUGUUCUCGAAAGUAUAAGGCCUCUACAAAUCUAAUUCUCUAAUUUGACACUUAAGCUCUUGUUAUUAUCACUCACUGGAGGUAGCAGUUGAACAGUUUGCCCAUAAUCUCAUUGGCCAAAUUCUUUUUUUAUUAACGUAAAUAGUUUUUAAAAAUCAAAUGGUUCCAUAAAAUUUACAAUUUAAAAACAUAGUCCUCACCUUACCCCUAUUUGCCCUCAACUCCCACUCUUUAGAGGACAACCGGAAACCGUGGUGGCAUAGUGGUUAAGUGCUACGGCUGCUAACCAAAAGGUCAGCAGUUUAAAUUCACCAGCUACACCUUGGAAACUCUAUGGGGCAGUUCUACUCUGUCCUGUAGGGUCACUGUGACUCAGAAUGGACUUGACGGCAGUGGGGUUUGUUUUUUUUAGAGGACUAUCACUUGCUAUUUUUAUAUCUGUUUCUUCUGGUAUUUGCUCUGUUUUUUCUAAAUGGCACGCUUGUCUUAGUUUACUAGGGCUUCCAUCACAAAAUACCACAAAGGGUGUGGCCUUAAAGAACAGAAAUUAAUUUUCUCACAGUUCUGGAGGCAAGAAGUUUGAAUUCAGGCCUUGGCAGGGCUGUGCUCUUCCUCAAGGCUAUGUGGCCUAAUUUUUUAAGAGACCUGUGAGGGCGGGAAACCCUCUAAUACUGUCCUCUUCACCAAGUGCUUAGAGACUGAGAUACAGUUCCGUAAUGAUUUAGUUGAAAAUCACAGUAUUGCAUCAUUUUAUGGGUUCCUGUUUUGAUGUUGAGUCACUUCCGCAAACUUUUUUGCACUCUUACUGUGUACCAAAUCCUUUUUUUCCCUCUAAAUUUUAUUUAUUUUGUUGUUGAGAGUAUACACAGCAAAACACACCAGUUCAACAGUUUAUACAUGUCCAGUUCAGUGACCUUGAUUAUUCUUCUGAUUCCACAACCAUUUUUACCCUCCUUUCCUGAGUUGUUCUUCCCCCAUCAACAUAAACUUACCGCUCCCUAAGUUUCCUAUCUGAUUUUUUGAGUUGCUGUUGUCAGUUUGAUCCUAUAUAGAUAGUUCUUAAAGAGCAUAAUGCUCAAGGCAGAACUUUUUUACUAGUUAAGCUAAACUGUUGUUCUGUUUGAAGAUGACUUCAGGGGAUAUUUUUGAUUUAAGGUUUAAAGAUUUUCUCAAGGCAGUAGUUUCAGGGGUUCAUCCACCCUCCACGGCUUCAGAAAGUCCAGACUCUACGAGAACUUGAAAUUCUGUUCUGCAUUUUCUCCCUUUUGAUCAGGAUAGUCUUCUGUGGAAUCUUUGAUCAAAAUGUUCAGUAAUGGUAGCCGGGCACCAUCCGUCCUUCUGGUCUCAUGGCAGAGGAGGCAGUUGUUCGUGGAGGCAAUGAGCCACACAUUUUCAUAUUCUCCUCCUGUUCUUCACUUCUUCCUCAGUUGUUCCAGGUGAAUAGAGACCAGUUGUUGUGCCUUGCCUGGCCACUUGCAAGCUUUUAAGACCCUAGGCACUAUGCAGCAAACUAGGAGGUAAAACAGAAGCACUAAACAUGUUAUUAGGUCAUUUAACUGGGAUGGGAUGUCCCAUGAAACCAGGACCCUAAACCUCCAAACCAAGGAACCAAAUCCCUCCAAACCAAGGUGUUUGGCUGUACAUAAGCAGCCUCAGCAGUUACUCUUUUUUUUUUUUUUGUCAUAGUUGUAAGAAUAUCAGUCACACAACUUUUGCCAAUUCAACUAUUUACAGGUAUAGAACUUAUUGACAUGAUUAUAAUCAAUGGCUGUGCAACCCUACCCUUAAUCAAUGUGAUUUUUCUAUUGCUGUUCACCCCUUCCCCCUGACCCCUUCCAGCCCCAGGUACCACUGAUAAACUGUGUUCUUUCUGCAUUUGCCUUUUUAAAUAAGUGAAGUCAUGUAAUAUUUGUCCUUUUGUGAUUGGCUUAUUUCACUCAGCAUAAUGUCUUCAAAUUCCAUCCAUACUGUAGCGUGUAUCAAGACAUCAUUUCUCCUGCUGACUAAGUAGUAUUCAUUGUGUGUAUGUCCCACAUUUUGUUUAUCCAUUCAUCUGUUGUUGGGCGUUUAGGUUGUUUCCACCUUUUGGCUAUUAUGAGUAGUGCUGGAGUGAACAUUGGUGUACAAGUCUCUUUUUGAGUCUCUGCUUUCAAGUCUUUUGGAUAUAUACCUAGGAGUGGAAUUGCUGGGUCCAACACCAAAUACUUAUUUGGGUCAUUUGGACGCAAAGACAAGUCAGAUAUCAUCCCUGACCACGAGGAACUUAGUCACAGCAAGAUAUGCAGACAAGACAGCAGGAGUGUGAUUCAUCACUCUGUAAUGGAAGGUCACACAGUAGCAGGCGUGGCCCCGGGAAGGGAGAGAGAGGGCAGGAAAGCUCCUCUGAAGAGCCCCUUCCAGGAGGUGAAGCUGCUGCUUUUAUUCCUGCAGAGUCAUUGCCUGUGUCCCCAGGAACGUGCUGGAUGUAGCUGUAGAGUGAUGGGGCUUUGUUGUAUAAACAGUGGGAGUGAGGCAUGAGAGGGGACAGCUCCCACCCAGGGACCUCAGGUUCCUUUCAGCUGGGGUACAAGAUGUUUUUAAAUUGGCCCCAGCCGGCCUGUCCACUUACUUUUUUAGUCUGCUGUGAAGACGAACUACUUCACCAGCCUUGUUUUACUCAGGAGUGAAAAAAAUAUGCAAAUGUUCUUCCAUUUUAUUCAGACCAGCCUUUUCCAGCCUUUUCUGUGUAGACAGAAAUAGUAAUGUGAAUGAAAUUGAAAGAGGAACAACAACAACAACAAGAAAAAUCGAGUAACUCGCCUUCCUUUAGUGGAAACAGAAGUCAGUUUGGAAAGCUACCGGAGUGUUGUAUUUAACCGGGAAACUGACUUCAGUAUAGAAACAGCCACGGUUGUAUCAAUGUUUGGGAGAAGAUAGUGGCAACCGGCAAAGGGAGACCAGCUCUGACGUAGCAAGGACAAUGAGUAUGCUCAAACCAAGCGGGCUCAAGGCCCCAACCAAGAUCCUUAAGCCUGGAAGUACAGCCUUGAAGGCAACUGUUGCUGUUGUAGUUCCGGUAGACAAAACAAUAUCCGGUGAAAAAGCAUCAGGCGCCCCCUCCUCUGAGACACAAGAGGAAUUUGUGGAUGACUUUCGAGUUGGGGAACGAGUUUGGGUGAACGGGAAUAAGCCUGGAUUUAUCCAGUUUCUUGGAGAAACACAGUUUGCACCAGGCCAGUGGGCCGGGAUCGUUUUAGAUGAACCUAUAGGCAAAAAUGAUGGCUCAGUGGCAGGAGUCCGGUAUUUCCAGUGUGAACCUUUAAAGGGCAUAUUUACCCGACCUUCAAAGUUAUCAAGGAACAUACAAGCAGGAGAUGAAGCUAAUGGCCUGCAGACGACUCAUGCUUCCAGAGCUACUUCACCUCAGUCCACUUCUGCAGCCAGCGUGGUAUCUUCCUCCCCAGCAACCCCCUCAAAUAUUCCUCAUAAAUCAUCCCAUCCUACAGCAAAGGAACCUUCAACUACGCCACAGAUCAGCAACCUUACAAAAACUGCCAGCGAAUCUAUCUCCAACCUUUCAGAAGCUGGCUCAAUCAAGAAAGGAGAGAGAGAGCUCAAAAUCGGAGACAGAGUAUUGGUUGGUGGGACCAAGGCUGGUGUCGUCCGGUUUCUUGGGGAGACGGACUUCGCCAAGGGGGAGUGGUGCGGCGUGGAGUUAGAUGAACCUCUGGGGAAGAAUGACGGGGCUGUUGCCGGAACAAGGUAUUUUCAGUGUCAACCCAAAUAUGGCUUGUUUGCUCCUGUCCACAAAGUCACCAGAAUUGGCUUCCCUUCCACGACACCAGCCAAAGCCAAGGCCGCAGCUGUGAGGCGAGUGAUGGCGAGCACACCUGCCAGCCUGAAGCGCAGCCCUUCGGUCUCCUCGCUCAGCUCCAUGAGCUCCGUGGCCUCCUCCGUGAGCAGCAAGCCCAGCCGGACAGGAUUAUUGACUGAAACCUCCUCCCGGUACGCCAGGAAGAUCUCCGGCACCACUGCCCUCCAGGAGGCCCUGAAGGAGAAGCAGCAGCACAUUGAGCAGCUGCUGGCCGAACGGGAUCUAGAGAGGGCGGAGGUGGCCAAGGCCACGAGCCACGUGGGGGAGAUAGAGCAGGAGCUAGCUCUGGCUCGGGAUGGACACGAUCAGCAUGUUCUGGAAUUGGAGGCCAAGAUGGACCAGCUGCGAACAAUGGUGGAAGCGGCUGACAGGGAGAAGGUGGAGCUUCUCAACCAACUCGAAGAGGAGAAAAGGAAGGUUGAGGAUCUUCAGUUCCGGGUUGAGGAAGAAUCCAUUACCAAAGGCGACCUUGAGGUGGCUACAGUGUCAGAAAAGUCUCGUAUCAUGGAACUAGAGAAAGACCUAGCAUUGAGAGUGCAGGAGGUAGCUGAGCUCCGAAGAAGGCUUGAGUCCAACAAGCCUGCUGGUGAUGUGGACAUGUCACUUUCCCUUUUGCAAGAGAUAAGUUCUUUGCAAGAAAAGUUAGAAGCCAUUCGUACUGACCACCAGAGAGAAAUAACUUCUCUGAAGGAGCAUUUUGGGGCCCGUGAAGAAACGCACCAGAAGGAGAUAAAGGCCCUCCACACAGCAACGGAGAAGCUUUCCAAAGAGAACGAGUCAUUGAGAAGCAAGCUCAGUCACGCCAACAAGGAGAAUUCGGAUGUGAUAGCUCUUUGGAAGUCAAAGCUGGAGACUGCCAUUGCAUCCCAUCAGCAGGCGAUGGAAGAGCUGAAGGUGUCCUUUAGCAAGGGGGUCGGAAUGGAGACAGAAGAAUUGGCAGAGUUAAAAACACAAAUAGAGAAAGUGAGACUAGAUUACCAGCAUGAGAUAGAAAAUUUGCAGAAUAGACAAGAUUCUGAACGGUCUGCUCAUGCUAAAGAGAUAGAAGCCCUAAGGGCUAAACUGAUGAAAGUCAUUAAAGAAAAGGAGAAUAGUCUGGAAACCAUCCAGUCGAAGCUGGACAAAGCAGAAGACCAACAUCUAGUCGAAAUGGAAGACACGUUAAACAAAUUGCAGGAAGCGGAAAUAAAGGUAAAGGAGCUAGAGGUACUGCAAGCCAAAUGCAAUGAACAAACCAAGGUUAUUGAUAAUUUUACAUCACAGCUCAAGGCUGCUGAGGAGAAGCUCUUGGAUCUUGAUGCACUUCGGAAAGCCAGUUCCGAAGGUAAAUCGGAAAUUGAGAAACUUAGACAGCAGCUUGAGGCAGCCAAGAAUCAGAUUAAAAAUUUAGAGAUUGAAAAGAGUGCUGAGAGUGGCAAGGCUAGUAGCAUUACCAAAGAGCUCCAGGGAAAAGAGAUAACGCUUACUAACCUUCAGGAAAAUUUGAGUGGAGUCAGUCAAGUGAAAGAGGCUUUGGAAAAGGAGCUUCAGAUUUUGAAAGAAAAGUUUGCUGAAGCUUCGGAGGAGGCAGUCACUGUUCAGAGAAGUAUGCAAGAAACUGUAAAUAAAUUACACCAAAAAGAAGAAGAGUUUAACUCGCUGUCCUCUGAAUUGGAGAAGUUGAGAGAAAAUUUAGCAGACAUGGAGGCAAAAUUUAGAGAGAGAGAUGAAAGAGAAACGCAGUUAAUAAAGGCGAAGGAAAAAUUGGAAAACGACAUCGCAGAAAUAAUGAAGAUGUCGGGAGAUAAUUCUUCUCAGCUGACAAAAAUGAAUGAUGAAUUACGUCUGAAAGAAAAAUAUGUAGAAGAAUUACAGCAAAGACUCACAAAGGCAAACGAUAAUGCCAGUGUCCUGCAGAAAAGUAUUGGGGAAGUAACUCUCCAAGCUGAACAGAGCCAGGAAGAAGCAGCUAAAAAGCAUGACGAAGAAAAGAAAGAACUGCAGAAGCAAUUGUUGGACCUGGAGAAGAGGAUGGAAGCCAGCCACAACCAGUGUCAGGAUUUGAAGGCCAGGUACGAACAAGCCAGUUCUGAGACAAAAACAAAGCAUGAAGAAGUCCUGCAGAGCCUCCAGAAGACGCUGUUGGCUACAGAGCAGAAGCUGAAGGCAGCUCAGGAGCAGAACAAUGACUUGUUGCAGGAGAUGGAGGAACUGAAAAAACAAGCUGACAAAGCCAAAUCGCUAACCUAUUUGUUAACAUCAGCCAAAAAAGAGAUUGAACUAAUGUCAGAAGAGCUGAGGGGUCUGAAAUCAGAGAAACAGCUUCUUGCACAGGAGGGAAAUGCUUUAAAAUUAGAGAAAGGCUCACUUUUAUCAAAGCUCAUAGAGGUGGAGGCCAAAAUAACUUUGCUUCAGGAAGACCAGCAGGAACUGUGGUCAGUAAAUGAAACUCUUCAUUUAGAAAAGGAGAGAGUCUUAGAAGAAAAGCAAGAUGCUGAGAAGCUGUAUCGGCAGGAACAUCUCAGUAAAGAAGCUCUGGUCGUUGAGAGAGAGAAAUUGCUUGAAGAAAUCAACCUUGCACAGGAAGAACUCUUGAAGAUAAAUAUGGAAAAUGACUCUUUGCAAACUUCCAAGACGAGCAUGCAGGCACUCAUAGAAGAGCUUCAGUUCAGCCAUGAAAGUUUGAUUGCUGUAUCUAAGAAAGACCAGGAAGAGAAGAGACACCUGGAGGAUCAGAUCAAGAGGCUUGCCACUGAGAACCUUCUCUUGGCUAAAGAUAAGGAUGAAAUUAUUCAGAAGCUUCAGAGCUCUUAUGAGGAGCUUGUCAAAGACCAGAAAGCCUUGGUACAAGAGAUUGGAGAUCUCACAGCAGAGAAAAAGUCAGCUUUAGAGAAACAGUCAGAUCUUGAUGCCAUGUGCCUGGCCCUAAAGAUAGAAAGAGAUAAUCUCCUUCAGAACAACAGAGAUCUACAAUGUGAGAAGGACAUGCUGCUUCAAGGUCAGGAAAAGCUGAAUGCCAACUUGGAGGCCACCCACCAGGCCAAGCAGCAGCUCAGCACAGAGGCCAGAGAGCUACGUACACAGCUGGACAACACAAGCAAAGCUCUGAGAAAGGCUGAGCUGGAAAUCCUGCAACUUCAGGCCACAAACACACGCCUCACAAAACUCCUGGAAGAAAUUAAGGCCAGCCGGGAGAUCACAGACUCUGAGUGCAUCCAACUUCUGCAUGAGAAAGAAACCCUGGCCUCAUCCGAGAGAAGGCUCUUGGCUGAAAAAGAAGAGCUUUUAAGUGAAAAUAGAACCCUCACAGAAAAACUCAACAAAUGCUCAAAAGAGACUGUCCGUAUCGAGAUGAGCCUGAGUGAGAAGAUCACAUACCUAACUUCUGAGAAGGAGACGGCUUGUCAGAAAAUUACGAAGCUCAAAAAGCAGCAUGAGAGUCUCUUAAGGGAAAAAUCCACACUGGAAAUGCAAAAUGGGGAUUUACUUGCAGAGAGAGAAAAUUCCAUCAAGGCCAUUGGAGACCUUAAAAGGAAGUAUGAUCAAGAGUCCGAGAACAAAAGAAUAAUCGUGCAUGAGAAGAUGAAACUACUCGGUAACCUGGAUGCCCUGAAGAAGGAGCUUCAAGAAAGAAAAAAGGAAAACCAAGAACUAGUGGCUAACAAGUGUGAUCUCUCCUUGAUGCUGAAAGAAGCUCAAAAUGCCAGAGAGAAUCUAGAAAAAGAACACAGUAGCAUAUUGCAGGCCAAGGAGAGUUUGGAUGUUGAACUUAAGAGUUGUUGUUCUGAAAAGAACAUUUUGCUGAGGGAUGGGCUGAACCUGCAAAACCAGUGUCAGAAAUUAAAUGAGGACAUCCGUGCAAUGCAGCAGUCCUUGCUCCUGGAGAAAGAAGCCAGAGCAAAGGAAAACGAAUCAUCCCUGUAUGAAAACAAUAAGCUCCAUGGGAGAAUUGUGCUCCUGGAGCAGGAGGUGCAAGAGCUAACAGAGUGUACUAAAGAGCUUCAGUCUGAGAAGUUUGUGCUAAUCCAAGAGAAGACCAAAUCGGAGCAAAAAGUCACAGAGAUAAUUAAGGAAAAGGAACUCUUGAGUGCAGAAACUGCUCAACUCGCCACCAACAUUGAGACUCUGAAAAGCGAUUUUGCCACCUUGUCCAAAUCCAAGUUAGAGUUGCAGGAACUGCACAGCUACGUCACCAAGAUCCUGGAAGACCUCCGCCUGAAGCACGAGGUGACCCUGGCUGAGAAAGCCAAGGUGGUGCAGGACAACGAGGACCUCCGGACCGAGAAGAGAGAAUUGAUGCUGGAGAAGGACGAGCUCCUGAAGGAGAAGGAGAAGCUGGCAGAGAGCUACUUCGUCCUCCAGAAAGAGAUUAGCCAGUUGGCCAAAGCCAACAGCCAUAUCUCAGCCAACCUCCUGGAAUCUCAAAACGAAAACCGUACUUUGAGGAAAGACAAGAGCAAGCUUACUCUUAAAAUUAGAGAGCUCGAGACUCUUCAGACAUUCACGGCCGCCCAAACUGCGGAAGAUACCAUGCACAUCGUGGAGCAGAUGACCAAAGAGAAGACCGAGACUCUGGCCUCCUUGGAAGAUACCAAGCAAACAAACGAAAAACUCCAGAAUGAAUUGGACACACUUAAAGAAAACAACUUGAGAAAUGUGGAAGAGCUGAACAAAUCAAAAGAACUUCUGACCGUAGAGAAUCAAAAAAUGGAAGAAUUCAGGAAAGAAAUAGAAACCCUAAAGCAGGCGGCAGCACAGAAGUCCCAGCAGCUCUCAGCGUUGCAGGAAGAGAACGUCAAACUUGCUGAGGAGCUGGGGCGGAGCAGGGACGAAGUCACAAGUCAUCAAAAGCUGGAAGAAGAGAGAUCUGUGCUCAAUAAUCAGUUGUUAGAAAUGAAAAAGAGAGAAUCCAAGUACAAGAAAGACACAGAUGAAGAAAAAGCCGCCCUGCAGAAAUCCAUCAGCUUCACCAGUGCCUUACUCACAGAGAAGGACGCGGAGCUGGAGAAGCUGAGAAAUGAGGUCACAGUGCUCAGGGGGGAGAACGCCUCUGCCAAGGCCUUGCACUCAGUGGUUCAGUCUCUGGAGUCUGACAAGGUGAAGCUUGAGCUAAAGGUCAAGAACCUGGAGCUUCAACUCAAAGAAAACAAGCGGCAGCUCAGCAGCUCCUCAGGUAAUACUGACACUCAGGCAGAAGAGGAAGAAAGAGCCCAGGAGAGUCAGAUUGAUUUCCUAAAUUCAGUCAUAGUGGACCUUCAAAGGAAGAAUCAAGAUCUCAAGAUGAAGGUAGAGAUGAUGUCAGAAGCAGCCCUCAAUGGCAAUGGGGAAGACCUGAACAAUUAUGACAGUGAUGACCAGGAGAAGCAGUCCAAGAAGAAACCUCGCCUCUUCUGUGACAUUUGUGACUGCUUUGAUCUCCACGACACAGAGGAUUGUCCUACCCAGGCGCAGAUGUCCGAGGACCCUCCCCAUUCUACACACCACGGCAGUCGGAGCGAGGAGCGCCCAUACUGUGAUAUCUGUGAGAUGUUUGGGCACUGGGCAACCAACUGCAAUGACGACGAGACCUUCUGAUGAAGCCGGAAGUCGAGGGCUGAGCUUUGCCAGACGCACUUAGAUCUUGCGAUUUAACACCAGCAUUGUGUGUGCAGACUUCAGGAGAACUCACGUUAUUUUUGAUGCCCCCAUCAACAAAUCUAAGAAAAUAUUUUGAUCUUCAACAAAUAGCCAUUUUAGUUUCCCUUUAUUAUAAGUUAGAAUAAUAAAUACUUAAGUAGGUGAGUUUUCACCUCUCAUUUUGCUGUCUUGAUUUUUAAAAGUUUGAACAAGACAUUUGCACCAGAUGCCAUUACGUUUAUUGUCCCUGGUAGAACAAUCCCUAUCCUUACCUUAUUUAAAUAACUUUAAAUUAUGCUGUUACUUUUCAUAUUUGCACUAAAAUAUUUCCAGGCUGCAUUUGUAUAUUUAGAUUUUUUUUUUUUUUUUUGGUUAAGCUUUGACACUGGAAGGAGUUGAAAAAAUGUGCCAUUUUGCAUUUCCAUCUACUCAUUUAAAGUAUUUUACUCCUAAUCAAACAAGUAUCUGAGCUCUUUGCACUACCUGAUGUCAGUAGUGCCUUUGUUUUAGGCUUGAUAACACUUAGGUGUGAUUAUAAAAUCAUGAAAUAGGUAAAGGGAGGGGGAAGCCCCAGAACUGCUGUGGGGAUGAUUGAUUGUCUGUAUGCUGCACCCACUCACUCUACUGUGGUCUUUUGUUUAUUGGUUUUGCAUAAUUUCAGCUUCUAUAUAUUAUAUGUAUAUAUUUUUUAAAAAUCUAUAUUUUGGGAAAAAAAUACACAAUGUGUCUUUCUUUCAGAUUUUUACCUUUAUGGAAAAAAAAUUAAAACGUUCAUCAAGGCCUAACCGCCUAGGUCAGAAAUAGCAUCAUGUAGCUUUGCCACUAUUUUCUGUUUGUUUGUUUUCAUUUUGUUUCUUUACCAGAAUUAAAUAACUGGGAGAAUGGUCUCUGAAUUUUUUUUUCUUUCUCUAUCAGAUAUUCCCAGCAGUCAACUAAUUAGAUAAUAAGCCACUAUAAAACAUCCAGAUUAACCAAUAUACAGUCUUCCUUUUUUAAGUAUUUAUUUUCUGUGUUUUUAGAUGAAUGUACGAUGAGAAAUUCAACAUUGAUAAUUUUGGAUUUUCUUAUCACAAAAAAUAAAGUGAAGGACCUCAACAACCAGAACAGUUAAUUGGUCAAUUAGAAUCUAUUUAUCUUCACUUGAAUGUCUUCUAGAAUAUGUAAAAAGUAAUAAUAAAAUGUAUCUUCCAUGCUGCAUGUAUUAUAAGAAUUUCUGUAAUUGUACAUAUUCCUUUGAUGUCUCUCCCCACAAGAUGAUCAACUGUGCGUUUGACAAGUGAAUAUUAAAUAAAUCUGUAAUCAGUUGAAAUUUUUGGUUAUACACAUAAUAGGAGUUGUUUCACAAACAGAAAACAUGUAAAGCAGUAUUAAAAUUUGAACAAACAAGUGUUCUGUAUCUAAUAAACGGUUAUUCUUUUUUGCCAGUGGUACUAAAUCAUA